Messenger RNA from Nicotiana attenuata, 1403 nucleotides. Its product is annotated as ribosomal L1 domain-containing protein 1-like. NCBI's taxonomy places the organism in Eukaryota, Viridiplantae, Streptophyta, Magnoliopsida, Solanales, Solanaceae. The record is from RefSeq and is a predicted model, not a curated record. The transcript has a single exon. Gene Ontology annotation, cellular component: 90S preribosome. The coding region runs from base 99 to 992 and encodes 297 amino acids.
UUCCAAACCAUAUGAACCAAAACUGUAAAUAACCCUUUCCCCAAACACCAUCCCUACAAAUUCUCUAGUCGCCGUCACCAUUCCCCAACUCAGCAACAAUGGCGAAAAUUAACGAAGCCCAAGUGCUCAAGGCAGUAAAUGCUCUUCUCAAAUGGAAGAAACUUCAAUCCAAAAACCAAUCUUUACUAUCAGAUGAAGAAGCAGAACAAGAAGAAGAAAUAGAAGCAGAGGUAUUAGAAGAUAAUUUCAUUUAUCUUAUGUUAACUCUCAAGAAAAUCCCACCAAAAGAACUCACCACCCCCCACAAAAUCCCCCUCCCCCACCCCCUUUUUCACCCCCUUGAAUCUUUUUCCAAUAUUUGUCUCAUUAUUGAUGACAGACCCAAAAAACCCCUUAACUCAAAAUCCAAUCUUUAUGCUGAAACAAUGCAAAAGACCAAACCCCAUAUGUCAAAAUCCAAACUUGAUGUUGAAACAGUGCAGAAAAAGAUUAAAGCUGAAGGAAUACCAAUAACUAAAGUUUUAAAAUUUUCAAAGUUGAAGGCUGAGUACAAGUCUUUUGAGGCGAAAAGGGAGUUGUAUGGUUCAUAUGAAUUGUUUUUGACUGAUAAAAGAGUGGUACAUUUGCUUCCAGGUUUAUUAGGGAAGCAAUUUUACAAGAAGAAGAGGAAGGUACCUGUGCCAGUAGAUUUAAGGGGGAAUAGUAGUUGGAAAGAGGAAAUAGAAAGAGCUUGCGCGUCGAGUUUGUUGUGUUUAGGGAAUGGGACAUGUAGUGUUUUGAAGGUUGGGAGGGGAGGGAUGGAGAGUGGUGAAGUUAUGGAAAAUGUUUUGGCUGCUAUUGAAGGAAUUGCUGAGUUUGUUCCUAAGAAAUUGGAUGGUGUUAGAGCUUUUCAUUUGAAGUUUUCGGAUUCAUUGGCAUUGCCUGUUUAUGAGGAUUUGCCUGAUUCCAAGAUUGAAGAUUUGAAGGAGCCAAAGGCGACGAGGAAAAAUUGAAUGAGGAUCAGAAGCAUGGUGAUAAGAAGAAAGUGGAAUUGUUCUAGCUAUGUAAAAUUGAGAAGAAAAUGAAGUAGAAAAAGUGAAAGGGUGGGAUUUCAAAAGGUUUUUCCAGACAGAAAUCGGCGUAAGUAUUGAGUUGUAGGCUCACAACCAAAUGUUAUAUGUUCUGUAGAAAAUUUGGACGAAGUGUUUGCAGUUUGAUUCUUUAGCUUAGGUUCAAGUAGGCAGUGAAUACAACAAUAUGUUCUUUUUCCUUUUGCUGUCCUUUUGUUUUCUGAUUUGAUCUAGUUCUUCCAACAAUGUUGUUGCUUACACUAUGUUGUUUCAAAUGGGAAAUUCCAAUGUUUACCUCUUGAUAGUUUAUCAAUGUGGACAGUUUAAUUAUGAUAAUAGUGAGGCUCUUUAUCA